AGUAUGAAGAGGAAAGCGAUGUUCACGUGUCCCUUCAAUGGUGACUGCAAAAUCACCAAGGACAACCGGCGGCACUGCCAGGCGUGUCGGCUGAAGCGCUGUGUGGACAUCGGGAUGAUGACAGAGUUCAUCCUGACGGACGAGGAGGUUCAGAGGAAGCGUGAGAUGAUAUUGAAGCGCAAGGAGGAGGAAGCGCUCAAGGAGAGCCUGAAGCCCAAACUCUCAGAGGAGCAGCAGAAAGUCAUCGACAUCCUUCUCGAGGCUCAUCGUAAGACCUAUGACCCCACGUACGCCGACUUCACCAGGUUCCGGCCCCCGGUGAGAAGCAACCCCAGCAACAGGGGAGCAGCGAGGUCCUCCUCCAUUCUCACCCAGGACUUGUCGUCGGAGGACUCCACUGACCUCUUUAGCUCUGAUGCCUUCAGCAUGUUUCCAGAAUCUGUGGAGCCAAAGAUGUUUUCAAACCUGGUCCUCUCUGAGGAGAAUGACGAGAGCUCCUCUGUGAACAUCGACUUCUCCCACCUCUCCAUGCUCCCACAUUUGGCCGACCUGGUCAGCUACAGCAUACAGAAGGUGAUUGGCUUUGCCAAAAUGAUCCCAGGAUUCAGGGACCUGGCAGCUGAGGACCAGAUUGCCCUGCUGAAAUCCAGUGCCAUUGAGGUGAUCAUGCUGCGCUCAAACCAGUCCUUCACCCUCGAGGACAUGACAUGGACCUGCGGCAGCAAUGACUUCAAGUACAGGAUCAGUGAUGUCACCCAAGCUGGUCACAGCAUGGAUCUGCUCGAGCCACUGGUGAAAUUCCAGAUUGGCUUGAAGAAGCUGAACCUUCAUGAAGAAGAGCACGUGCUCCUCAUGGCCAUCUGCAUCCUGUCCCCAGAUCGCCCAGGCGUGCAGGACACCUCACUGGUGGAAUCCCUCCAGGAUCGUCUCUCGGAGAUCCUCCAGACCUACAUCCGCUGCCGGCAUCCUCCUCCUGGCAGUCGCUUGCUCUAUGCUAAGAUGAUCCAGAAGCUGGCUGACCUUCGGAGCCUGAAUGAGGAGCACUCCAAGCAGUACCGCUGCAUCUCCUUGCAGCCCGAGCACAGCAUGCAGCUCACGCCGCUGGUGCUCGAGGUCUUUGGCAAUGAGAUAUCCUGA
Messenger RNA from Antrostomus carolinensis (chuck-will's-widow), 1137 nucleotides. RefSeq names its product vitamin D receptor (gene VDR). Gene Ontology annotation, molecular function: nuclear receptor activity; zinc ion binding; vitamin D response element binding. Lineage: Eukaryota; Metazoa; Chordata; Aves; Caprimulgiformes; Caprimulgidae. The record is from RefSeq and is a predicted model, not a curated record. Gene Ontology annotation, biological process: negative regulation of transcription by RNA polymerase II; cell differentiation; multicellular organism development. The coding region runs from base 4 to 1137 and encodes 377 amino acids. The transcript has 7 exons. Gene Ontology annotation, cellular component: nucleus.